Cyprinodon variegatus (sheepshead minnow) is the source of this 1821-nucleotide messenger RNA. Its product is annotated as kelch-like protein 10. The coding region runs from base 88 to 1821 and encodes 577 amino acids. The transcript has 5 exons. Gene Ontology annotation, molecular function: protein binding. Lineage: Eukaryota; Metazoa; Chordata; Actinopteri; Cyprinodontiformes; Cyprinodontidae. The record is from RefSeq and is a predicted model, not a curated record.
UCUAGCAGACUCAUUUCUGCACCGUCAAGGUCAACAUUAGCACAGCACAAAGGUUUUAAUCCUCUGGAGGAAAAUAUAAGAGAAAACAUGUCACUGCAUAAUGAGCUUCGCCUGACGAGGCAGUUGUGUGACGCUGUCAUCAGGGUGGACGGUGCUGAAUUUUCCGUGCACAAGCUUGUCCUGUGCAAAUGCAGCCCAUAUUUCAGGGCUCUGUUUAGCCGCUGGUCAACACCAGCCUGUGCGACCUUUGACAUCCCUGAAGUCACACCCUACCAAAUGUGCCUCAUUAUUGAUUUUGCCUACACAGGCUAUGUUCCUCUGACAAAUGAAAACGCUCUGGAGCUCUUCAUAAUGGCAGACCACUUUGGUAUUAGUGGCCUUUUACAAGCUUGCAGUGAUUUCUUGGAGAAACACCUGAGCCCCCUGAACUGCAUCCAAAUCUGGAAGCUUACGUACACGUUCUACCACCCUGAACUUAGAGACAAUGCCUUUUCAUAUGUCCUUAGACAUUUUGAGGAGGUUGUCUCUACUUGUGGAGAUUUCCUUCUUCUCUCUGCACAGAGUCUUGCUGAUAUCAUUGGCAGUGACCUGCUAAUUGUAAAGCGGGAAGAGAUAGUAUAUGAAGCCAUUCUUAAAUGGAUGAACUAUGCACCUGAGGAAAGGAAAGAAUACAGCUCACUGCUGUUUCCCAAGGUCAGACUGGCUUGGAUGUCUCCAAAGUACCUGCGUGAAAACGUGAAUGAGAGGGAAUUUGUGGAAUCAAUUCCAGAACGUCAGGCGAAGUACUUCCAGUCUCUGAAAAUCAUUCCAGACCACUGGAGGGAGACAAGCUACAGGUCCUUCAUCUGCCCAACUUUGGCAAAGCCCCGAGUCCCCCCCGCCCUCAUGCUGGCUAUAGGUGGAUGGACUGAGAGAGGCCCUACCAGUUUGAUUGAAGCCUAUGAAUCCAACACUGAGUACUGGAAACGUGCGCCUAUGACCACAGAAACUUCCCUGGUUUAUCAUGGGAGUGUUUUCCUCAAUGGAUCAGUUUAUAUUGUUGGUGGCUUUGAUGGUGUUAAGCAGCCCAAUGCCAUGCACAGACUUGACUUGGCCUCAAUGACCUGGUAUGAGGUGUCACCAAUGCACAGCAAGCGCUGCUUCGUUAGUGUCACCGUGAUGAAUGGGUUCAUAUACGCCAUGGGAGGUUGCAAUGGAUCCCAACGGCUCAACACUGUUGAGCGCUACGAUCCAAGAAGCAACCAAUGGACGCUUAUAUCUUCCAUGCAUGAGAAAAGGAGUGAUGCCAGUUGUACAACCCUUAAUGGCAGAGUGUACAUCUGCGGUGGCUUUAAUGGAAGCGAGUAUCUAUCAACAGCUGAGGUUUACAACCCAGACACAGACCAGUGGACCAUGAUUGCCAACAUGAGCAGCAAACGCAGCGGACUUGGUGUUGCUGCUUUUGGUGACUAUAUCUUUGCAGUUGGUGGUUUCGAUGGAUUCUCACGUUUAAACACUGUUGAGGCCUACAAUGUCUCCACCAAAACCUGGUGCAAAUUUCCCAGCAUGAAAAAGAAACGCAGCAACUUUGGCAUUUCCGUGAUGGAAGACCUCCUCUUUGCCGUCGGAGGCUUUGGUGGCGUCUCUACCAUCUCUGAUGUCGAAUUCUAUGACAUUAAGGCCAACAUGUGGGUCAAAGCCAACAGCAUGAAGAUGUCCCGCAGCGCUCUGAGCUGCUGUGUGGUGGACAGGCUCUACAACACAGCUUAUUAUGCUGACCAUCCCAAUUCUGGCCAGCUCAACUACUUACCUUCAGAUGAGGAAGAAGAGAUGGAGCAAUGA